AUGCCGCGCCGCACCUACACUCUUACUGAGCUGCUUGGUCUUCGGAUGACGCGGACCUCAGGUGAUGAAGUCUUGACCCUGAGCGAAAACCCCGACAACCCAACUCUAGCCGACAUCCUUCGUCGCCCUGGAAGAGAGUCUUCUUCUGGCUCCAGCUGCAAACCAGCGGCCAUCAGGCCUAAGGACGAUUCCUCUGUGACUUCUGACGAACUCGUAUUCAAGGGCACCAUGAGUCGCCGCUCGGGUCGCGACCUAGCUCGACAAGCGUCUCAGAAUUCUAUCCGCCACCCCGUCCGCGACUCUGUCAAGGACCUGGCCCGGGACAAUGCCCGCAGACCUGCCCGGGAGUCUGACUCGGAACCCGCUCGUCCCACGGAAUGGAAGUAUUCUGGCCGAAGCGAGACCGAGGCCGCCGCUGCAGAGCCGAUCCCCGCGCCUACCGGUGCCCCAGCCCAGCGAGACGAAGGCUUUCAGCGUUUCUACAAGGCUGUCGUCUCACCCACACAUGUCCGCGUGACGGCUGGUGGUCGAAUUGUCCCCAAUACCCGUGGUCCCCCGUCACCGACCUCCAAGCGGUCCAGCGACAACUCAGCCAUGGACAAUCAGAGCGCGCCUGAUAAACCGGCACUCAGCAAACCAAUGGCGGCCCCGAUCGGCCUUGGUCAGCCUGUUCCAGUCGUGCCGCAGCUCGUAGCUGGUUAUCCCGCCGGGUUCCAGCCGAUGCAGGCUCCAAUUUCGUUUGUGCCCAUGGCAUUGGGAGCUCCCCUGCCUCCUGGAUUCUCGUUCGCCCAGUCUUCUCUCAAUCCUGCUGCCGUGGCACCCAUGGCACCGGACGGCGCUUUGAAAGACAUGCACAACAUCAAGGUCGAAGGCGUUCGGUCGGAUGCCGCUGCCCCCAAUGACAAGCACGGCCAGGCGGAGAUCCCCGGUUUCUUUGACGGCACCAAGCAGUACUUCUACAACGGUCAGCUGAUGUACCCUGUUGGAGCGUUUUCGGCUGCUCUCGGCAGCCCGAUGGUGCCCGUUCAGAUGGUUGGCAUCCCUCACGGCGUUGCGCCGCAGGUUCCGGGGCAUUACUUGCAAGCUCAGCCGGCGCCGCCAGCCCCCUCCGCGGGGACCGGAACGUCAUAUGCGCCAUCGAACCAGAGUCUCUCUGGAAUUCCGCCCGUUGUUAACCACAUUGUCCCAGCUAAUGCCAACUUCAAUGCGGCUACAGCCCCCCCGAUGUCGUCGAUCAAGCUCAGCGACAUCACGAAGAAGCAGAUCGCCUCUUUCAAGCAGAGCCUGAAAUACCACGAGGAUCAGCUCCAGUACAACCGGCACCAGAUUGACGAGAAGGACAUGGAGAACAAGAUCCAAAUCAUCAAGGGCCACAUUCAAAGAUUCGAGGCGACUCUGACGGCCCAGCUUGAGUACGAGGAAGCGCAGCGCAGGGCCGCCCAGGAGAAGGAGGAUAAGAAACCAUCCCAGCCUCUUGCAGCCGCUGAACCCGUCCGAAUUCCGUCCCAACCCGUCGCGUCGAUGGCACAGACGGAAUGCCGAGCCCCGACCUCUGUGAAAGAGACGGACGAGGCGAUCAAUCGCAAAAUUGGGCUUGCCAGUCACGGUCUCAACGCCAACAGCGGUGAGAGCGGAAAAGCCAUGUUUAGAAGUCACGCUGAGCAUGGCUUGCCGAAUGUACAGACGCUUCCGAGCGAAGCAGCCCUGGCUCCCAUCUUCCAACCCCGUGGUUAUGCUUCGACCUGGACGGGCAGUAAGUAUGCCAGAGAAUUGAAGGCCUAUGAGGAGUCAGAAAAGGGGCUCGCGGCAGCGGAGUCUAAGAAUCUGGAGAACAUCCGCCUGGGUGAGCAGCGGUCGGUGUCCCAGCCGUUCGCCGCCUCCAUGGCAGCAGGGACGCAUGCUGAGGGCAACCGCAACGCUGGGGUUCAAGACACUCGAUCUGACAGGAACACCAAGGCCGGAGGAAAGCAGCAGUCCAAUCUCGGAGUGCCGUACUUACUUGGCACUCUUCCCAAAGGCGUCAAUCCUCGCACCGCCAGGGAUCAGGACUACGUGUACAACCGGCCGCUGACCGACGAGGAGCGCCGCGCUCGCUUUCUGUACUGGGGCAAGGCCCCCAAGUCCGCUGUCAAAGGUCUGCCCAAGUAUGAUGGGAAGCAUUUUUACCCGCCCUCGCCGGUCAAGGAGAGCGCGGCCGAGCCUGUUGCUCGGGGCAGCACCGAGGAUCGCAAGACAGACUCGGAUGCCGAUCCAUUCCGCCCCAAGACACCUGUACAGCGGGGAGAUGGCAGGGGCAUGACUGCUAGCGAGGACAACUGCGCCGCUGGCAGACUCGCCAGAAAAAUCUCGUUUGAAAGUCAGGUCAAUAGCAGCUCGGAGGACUUCAUUGCGGGCGGCGGACCUGCCAAGGGUCGUGACGACAGCACCGAUCUCAGCUCUGUUGGUUCCGCUGAGCGCCGCACCGAGAAUGCAGUUGGAAAGCUUUGGGAGUCCGUGCUCAAGAAGGGGCAGAGCAGCAGUGCUCUCUCCUCGACCACCGCUCAAGGCUUGCUGCCUCACUAUACCGGCAACGCCGCCGCAUCGCUGGUUCCGUCGCUGAGCACGAACCAAGCAUCCUCCCCCAGAGACGGCGCGCCGGGUAAGCUUUCGGACGUCCAGGACCUGACCGAUGGCGGCGGUGCGCCUCUCUCGGCUGUUCCGGAGAAGCUGGGAGAGAACCGUCCGCCCAACGGCGUGAGCUCGCUCGAGGACCAGUUCAAGCACCUCAGUAUGGAUGCCACCAGCCGUCGCAACCUGGGCCCAGCCUUCGGCAUGUGA
Thermothielavioides terrestris NRRL 8126 is the source of this 2817-nucleotide messenger RNA. RefSeq lists its product as uncharacterized. Bases 1 to 2817 code for a protein of 938 amino acids. The transcript is spliced from 3 exons. Lineage: Eukaryota; Fungi; Ascomycota; Sordariomycetes; Sordariales; Chaetomiaceae. The record is from RefSeq and is a predicted model, not a curated record.